Molecule: messenger RNA, 1961 nt
Organism: Hevea brasiliensis (rubber tree)
Lineage: Eukaryota; Viridiplantae; Streptophyta; Magnoliopsida; Malpighiales; Euphorbiaceae
Product: ethylene-responsive transcription factor ERN1
Exons: 1
Coding region: 276-1487 (403 amino acids)
Biological process (GO): regulation of DNA-templated transcription
Molecular function (GO): DNA binding; DNA-binding transcription factor activity
Source: RefSeq, a predicted model, not a curated record
CACAGAAGAAUAUUUCCAUUUGGUACUCUCUCAGUGCCAUCCCCAACAAACUUACAUAUGGUUUUAUAAGAGGCUGAAAUUAGCAAACAACAAAGAGAUGUGUACAAGCAAUAAGACUCUUUCACCUCUCCUUUCUCGUUUGACAGGAUCUCUAUUCCCUUCAUAUAAAUAUACCAGAGUCCAGGCCAACCAUAGCAACUAAACCACCAACUACUAUUAUUUCCUUUCCAAUCUUGUAACCCAAAAGACAAUACUAAAUAACUUGAAAGGAAGAUAUGGGUAGGAAGAGAAAGGUUAGUGAAAUUGUGGAAGACAAAAACUCUAGUGAAGUAACCAUGGCUUGGGAUGAAAUGGUCAAGGAAGCUGCUGAGGCUGCUGCACUAGGAGGAGUCAGGAGAGCUAGGAAGCGAUUUGUUGGUGUCAGGCAAAGACCUUCAGGCAGGUGGGUUGCUGAGAUUAAGGACACCAUACAAAAAAUAAGGGUGUGGUUAGGUACCUUUGAUACUGCUGAAGAAGCAGCAAGAGCUUAUGAUGAAGCUGCUUGCUUGCUUCGCGGUGCCAAUACAAGAACAAAUUUCUGGCCCUGUUCUCCAUCUUCUUCAACGACUCCAGCUCUUCCUUCAAAGAUCACAAACCUUCUUCUCCAGAGGAUCAAAGCAAGAAACAACUCUUGCCCUUCUGUAUCCCCUUCCCCUCUGCCUAUCAACCAGCAAGAAGUGGAGGAAUAUAGAGCAGAAACAACAGAUUUCCCAGACACCCAAUUCACAGAUUUCCUCAAUGAUCCUGAAGAUUACACCACUUGCAACGAUAACAUUGAUAGUUCUAGUUCAAGCGCUCUUGAUUACAUGACAACCAGCCUUGAGUCAUGUUUAACUGAGAAAGAAGAUAGUGGAGGAAGAGAAAUGGAUUUUGAUUACAGCUGGAGUAAUAUAUCAGAGUCUUGUAAUGGUGAUGUUAACAACUUAGAAGCUGAAGGUGAAGAUGGGGGAGAAGAUGAAGGAGAAGAGGCUGUUAUAGGGGCCAUGGAUUUCCAAUUUGUUGAUGAUGUUGGAUCAGCUUGUUACUACUCUCCUUUCGAAAUUGCUGAAGAGAUCGAGGAGCCGGUGGAGCCAGAGACCUUUGGAGAUGAACCUUCAAUGCUUAGAGCAGCCAUGAAGAGGAUGAAAUAUGAAAGGAAGUUCUCUGCUUCUCUUUAUGCCUUCAAUGGAAUUCCUGAGUGCUUAAGGUUGAAGCUUGGAUCAGGAAAUGAGAAGGGGAGAGAAAGGUCUGCUCAAUUAACCAAUCUUCGAAUCGCAUGUAACAAGAACAAAGAGAAGGAGAGGAAAGCAAAAGAAGAGAAUAUGGAAGUGAUGGGGAAGAAACAGGAAGAGAACUCACAAAGCUCAGUUGAAAUGGGGUCCUCUGCUUCAUCUUCUUCUUUGAGCAAUGAUGGUGAAUUGUCACUUUGGAGCUCCCUUGAUCUUCCACCAAUCUGUUUUGUUAGCUAAAUCCAUUUAUAUGAUCUUCAUUUCGUAAGCAUUUCAUUUCUGAGAUUCACAAGUCAACAAAUAAUAGUUCAAUCAAUUUCAGACAACUCUUAUGAUUAGAUAUACGCAGAGUAACGUCUAAGAUUUACCACCACCGAUCUUGGCAAUACCAUAGGGUACUUUUUGAUCUUUUUCUCAUGUUCAAUAUAAUAAGUUGUAAAACAAAAUUCAGGACAUACGGAGGUAUGAAGCAUUUGAAGCUUGGUCGUAGCAUUCCAAAACUAUAUGAAUAGUGGCAAUUUCUUUGAGAAGCUUAGUGGGUUAAUUUCCUUGGAGUCCUGUUGCCCUGUUGGUAUGGUCUAGUAAGAGAAUUGAAAGUCAAGAAAGGAAAAAUGCAUUCUGUUGGUUUCAGAAAGCUGGAUUUAUUCAGCCUGGAAUAUGUAAUUUUAUACAUAGAUUUCAUUUUUCGCAUCAAAUAGACAAAUUUGAAGCUAA